This is a messenger RNA of Cydia pomonella (codling moth), 312 nucleotides long. RefSeq names its product cytochrome c-2-like. Gene Ontology annotation, cellular component: mitochondrial intermembrane space. The transcript has a single exon. Lineage: Eukaryota; Metazoa; Arthropoda; Insecta; Lepidoptera; Tortricidae. Gene Ontology annotation, molecular function: heme binding; electron transfer activity. The record is from RefSeq and is a predicted model, not a curated record. Gene Ontology annotation, biological process: mitochondrial electron transport, cytochrome c to oxygen; mitochondrial electron transport, ubiquinol to cytochrome c. The coding region runs from base 1 to 312 and encodes 103 amino acids.
AUGAGCACCGACAAUGGAAAAAAGCUGUUUGUCAAAAGUUGCGCACAAUGCCAUUCCAUAGAGGCAGGAGGGAAGCACAAAGUCGGGCCUAAUCUGAACGGGCUCUUCGGCCGUAAGUCUGGCACCGCUGCUGGGUUCAGCUACUCGGACGCUAUGAAGAAUAAAGGAGUUACGUGGAACGACGCAGCGUUGAGUGAAUACCUUGCUAACCCAAAGAAAUACGUCCCUGGCACAAAGAUGGUGUUCGCGGGGCUUAAAAAGCCAGCAGAUAUAGCAGAUCUCGUCGCAUAUCUUAAGAGCGCUUCGAAGUAA